AUGAGCCAGCGCAAGAGCGCCGCGCAGACUUGCGACAAAAGCCCACCCGACGCAGGAGUUGAUCUGAACCGCAAUUACGAUGUCUACUUCGCGAUCAAAAGCAAGGGCAGCAGCGAUGAUCCGUGUGGUGAUGAUUACAAUGGGCCGACCGCCGUCUCAGAGCCGGAGACGCAAGCUGCUCGCGACCUGCCAAACAACUCGGUGUUUGGGGCACUGGCUCGCGAGCUGGCGCAUUUCAACGGAUUCGGCUAUGUUCAGUCGUGGAAGGAGAGCAACCUGUACACCGUGAACGGCGAGACGAGCGGCUGGAUGUGGCAAGCGCACGGUAUUUUCGCCAUGUCCCCCGAAGUGGUGCCAGCAUUUGAGGUGUCGUCUGUCCCCAGAUCACAGCGUGAAGACGUCUCUCACCUACCACUUGCGCGCAUGGCAGGACUCGUGUACUAUCUGGCUCCUGAAGAGAGUGCAGCUAGGAGCGAUCGCGGACGGCGACUCGACGACUUCGUUCUUGCCUGUGGGGUGGCAGUCUCGAACAGCGGACUUCGACCUGCGUCUGCGGAGUUGUUGGGAUCUGUUUAUGUGAACGGAACGGGUGCCAGUGACGUUGUACAUCUUGAGCUCAAGGCAGAGCCGGAGGGUUUACUUCGAACGGUCUUAGCUGCCAUCUCUUCCGUGCCGGACGCAGUCGUCUUGAAGUCGGUUCGCACUCGAGAUACCGGCUUGUCGACGAUUUCUGAACCAGCAGACUCCACUACGAUCGGCUCCGCGACUCCUGCUGCAUCUGUUCCAGCUCCUACUAUCGAGUCCAGCCCCACUGCCACCGCUGCCAAUACCAAUGUCAGAUCCAGCGGCAGCAUUUCAACGGGAGCUGACUACGAGUUCAUCAUCAAUUCUGCCCUCGUCUGUGUCGUGGUCGGGUCCAGUUGCGAUGGCUUUGCUGUUACUGGUGGUGGUUGUGCUCUUCUUCCGCCGUCGUUGCCGGCGAACCAAGUAGAAACCUGCCAGGACCAAGGCACCCAGGAGACAAGCAACUCACCUACGACGAUGACGACGAAGAGUUUGAUUUACUCGACGCAGAAUGUGGAGAGAGAGGCCUGUCACCUCAAGAUGAAGACGUGGUGGUGUCCAAGGAUCGCAACAUCUCCUUGUAGAACGUCGAAGGCAUUGCGUUCGUCUGACGAAGAGGUGGUCCAGAACCUGGAGGCUAGACGUGGUGGAAGGUUUGCAAGGACAACAACAACGGUGGCAUCUUAUUCAAAAAUAUCCUCUAACCUCUCCCUCUGCUUCAGUCAUGCUUGGCUAGAUCGGAUGGUCCCGCAGUACACGCAGUGGUGGCGCUCGACUGCUGGAUCCAACGCCAACAACGACGACUAUCGCGCAGUUCUACAACAACUCGCAGACGCUACAGGCAGCCAGCAAGGUGGCAAUGGACAUCCUCUCGCAGAACCUGAAAUCUACCUGGAUAUGGGGUGCUGGACGCUCUCCGACGAUGACCAGGCGGCCGCUGUCGCGAAGAUUGUCAACGCCGUGGACCCGAGCUACAAGUGCAAGGGCAUCUCGCUCAACACGUCAAACUAUCGCUCCAACGCGGAAAUGGCGGCUACGUGCGAGCGGUUCGUCAAAGCCAGCGGCCGCGAGUACAAGUGCAUUGUGGGCACGUCAGGCAACUUCGUGAGUCCAUCUACCACUGAGCGAGACCUCGCACGAGCGAGCGCCGUGUCCGGGGUAAGGAGGCGCCAACCACCACGAAUGCGCUGCCUGCCCGAAAGGCUCGGCCAUGUCUUCCUCACUACUUUGGUGAAGAAAUGGCCGAUUAUUUUCUCGAGGGACUGCGGACUGCUGGCUGCUAACUGCUGGCUGCUAACUGCUGGCUGCCCCCACCCGACGGACGGACGGACGGACGGACGCCAUCCAAUCGCACUCGCCGUGUUGUGGAAAUAA
This is a messenger RNA of Phytophthora sojae, 1938 nucleotides long. RefSeq lists its product as hypothetical. NCBI's taxonomy places the organism in Eukaryota, Oomycota, Peronosporomycetes, Peronosporales, Peronosporaceae. The coding region runs from base 1 to 1938 and encodes 645 amino acids. The transcript is spliced from 8 exons. The record is from RefSeq and is a predicted model, not a curated record. Gene Ontology annotation, molecular function: metallocarboxypeptidase activity; zinc ion binding; hydrolase activity, hydrolyzing O-glycosyl compounds. Gene Ontology annotation, biological process: cellulose catabolic process; proteolysis.